AUGGAGCACGCUCACCAGGCGUUCCCUAAAUUAUGUGAUGAUAUAUUAUCCCUGCCACCGCUGCAUGAUGAAGACGCUGUUUCAUAUCCCGCCACCGUAGACCCCAUCUUCUCGCUACCGUCGGAGCUUCCCGAUAGCUUCUCUCCUCUUCCAUCCCAGCCAGAUGCGACAUCAGUAUCUCCAGAUAGCGGCGGGCCUGCCCCCCCUACACGCCCUCCUCAGCGUCUAUCCGUGGAGGCCGUGAGAACCCUCAAGUCAUGGCUCAACAACCACCCGGAGAACCCAUAUCCCACGACCCAGGAGAAGGAUGAGCUGGCGCAACGCACCAGUCUGACUCGGGCGCAAGUCUCCAACUGGUUUAUCAACGCUCGACGGCGUAAGCGCUCCAGCGGGUAUAUGUCUGCCCGUCAGAGCCCGUCAUUCCUAUCCCCCAUGGAACGCUGGAGGAGCUCGCCACCGGAAAGCGAGGCCGCAGCCACAGAUGACAUCCUGCGAGCUCUCGCCGAUAGCGAUAUUUCCGCUUUUUCGGACAGCUUGCCAUACACCGUACCCCAGUACGCCUGGUCCAGCAACGACUCCAGCGGCUCCUUCGUUCUCGGGGAUGCUUCCAUCAGCAGCUGUGGACGCAGCCAGUCAUCCAGCUCGGAGAAAUCGGUCGCCUUAUCAUCGCAUAGGCCGCCACAACGUCCACCAACCCCACUUCAUCGUCCGUCAUCUCGUCGCCACCGUCGGAAACACAUCCGUCAUGCAAACCGUCUGCAGUGGACUCGUAGGCCCUACCAGUGUACGUUCUGCGCGGACACGUUCGCAACGAAAUACGACUGGCAGCGCCACGAGAAGGCUCUUCACCUUCCCGUCGACCAAUGGCGCUGUUCUCCAGAAGGCGGACUCAUCAUCGACAACAACGGCACACCUGUGUGCGUCUUCUGUCAACAAGCCAACGCAGACGAAGACCAUCUCGAAACAGCACACAACUACAGUACCUGUCUCGAGAAACCAUCCGAGCAACGCAUCUUCACUCGGAAGGACAACCUCCGGCAGCACCUGAAACUAACCCACCGCGUCGACACUUUCCAUGCAGCCAUGCUCACCUGGCGCGAAAGCCGAGGCCACCGUAUCCUCUCCCGCUGCGGGUUCUGCAGCGCAACGUUCCAAUCCUGGCAGGAGAGAGUCGACCAUGUCGCAGAGCAUUUCAAGCACGGUGCCGACAUGAAGCAGUGGAUGGGCGAUUGGGGUUUCGAGCCGGAAGCUCAGCGGCUCGUUGAGAAUGCGAUACCGCCAUAUUUGAUUGGGCGUGAGGCGCAGACGCCUGAUCCGUGGCGGACAUCGGAUGUGUUUCCGAUGCCGCGGGAGGAGGAUAAAGAGGACGAUGAAAUUCCGUUUCGGUGGGAUGUGCCGACUGCUUUGGAUCGGUAUUUUGAUGUGCACCGCGAUCUGUUGGCGUUUAUUCGCGAACAGAUGUCAAAUGGAUGCAGGCCGUCGGAUCAGAUGAUUCAGGAUCGUGCGAGGCUGUUCGCGUAUGAGAGUGAUGAUCCGUGGAAUCAGACAUAUGCGGAUGAUUUGUGUUGGCUGGAGGCGGUUAAGCAGGAAGCUGGGUUGGUUUAG
Molecule: messenger RNA, 1605 nt
Organism: Aspergillus niger
Lineage: Eukaryota; Fungi; Ascomycota; Eurotiomycetes; Eurotiales; Aspergillaceae
Exons: 1
Coding region: 1-1605 (534 amino acids)
Biological process (GO): regulation of DNA-templated transcription
Molecular function (GO): DNA binding; DNA-binding transcription factor activity, RNA polymerase II-specific
Source: RefSeq, a predicted model, not a curated record